This is a messenger RNA of Prosopis cineraria, 2220 nucleotides long. Its product is annotated as auxin response factor 17-like. Gene Ontology annotation, biological process: regulation of DNA-templated transcription; response to hormone. Gene Ontology annotation, molecular function: DNA binding. The transcript is spliced from 2 exons. The coding region runs from base 237 to 2018 and encodes 593 amino acids. NCBI's taxonomy places the organism in Eukaryota, Viridiplantae, Streptophyta, Magnoliopsida, Fabales, Fabaceae. The record is from RefSeq and is a predicted model, not a curated record. Gene Ontology annotation, cellular component: nucleus.
UUUCCGACCCCAUUCUACCCCCACCCCCCUGAAUGAGAUACUCUGCCAUCGUCUCUAUUCUAUCGGACACAGCAACGGUUUUUAGGAGAGAGCGAGCGAGAGACGUCCGCGAUGAGAUACUCAAACUCAUUGCACUUUCUUUCACUCUCAUGUCUAAAAACCCUAAAAUCCUCCUUUCCUCUUUGUCCCUCAACCUAAUUCUUGUCUCCCACUCUGUCUCUUACAUUCUUUGAACGAUGCGUCCUCCGAAGUCACGUCAAGUUCAUCCCACCCCGGUUCAGGGUGGCCGUCUCGACCCUAAAAUCUGGCGAGCAUGCGCCGGUGGAUCCUUUAGAAUCCCUCCUCUUCAUUCUAGGGUUUAUUACUUCCCUCAGGGCCAUAUCGAGCAUGCCUCGUCGGCUCCUCAAUACCUUAACCCUCUAGUCUUCUACAGGCCCUUCAUUCCCUGUCGUGUCUCCGCUGUUGAAUUUCUUGCCGACCCUUCCACUGAUGAGGUUUUUGCCAAGAUUUCGCUCCUUCCUUUGAGUGAUGGCAACUCUGAUCACUAUGCCGAUUCCUUGGAAGCGCCGGACGAUGACAAGAUCGUGUCGUUUGCGAAGGUUCUGACGCCUUCUGACGCGAACAAUGGCGGUGGAUUCUCUGUUCCCAGGUACUGUGCUGACUCCAUCUUUCCGCCCCUGAACUUCCAGGUCGAUCGACCCACUCAGACAUUGUACGUGACGGAUGUUCACGGUAACGUCUGGGAUUUUCGCCACAUUUAUCGGGGCACACCGAGGCGGCACUUGCUCACUACUGGCUGGAGUAAGUUUGUCAAUAAUAAGAAGCUGGUUGCUGGUGAUUCGGUGGUUUUCAUGAAAAAUUCCAGGGGGACGAUGUUCGUCGGGAUUCGCAGAGCUUUGCGAUUUGCUAAAUUAACUACCGUCGAUUGCUCCUCGUGGCCUUCCCAACUUGGUGGGGUGAGAAAUAAGCCUGAGGGGGAGCAGCAGCAAGUGGGCUAUCUAGGUUCCAAAGGGAAAGAAGGGUUUUCAAGGAACGGGAAGGGGAAAUUGUCGGCCAAGGAAGUUGCUGAUAAUGCAGAAUUGGCAGCACAAAACAUGCCAUUUGAAGUUGUGUAUUAUCCAAGGGUGGGCUGGUCGGACUUUGUGGUGAAGGCAGAAGUUGUGGAGAAAGCUUGGAAUGUCGCGUGGACUUCCGGAAUAAGAGUUAAAAUGGCAAUGGAGACAGAGGAUUCGUCCAGGAUCACAUGGUUUCAGGGGACAGUAUCUUCUGCAUCUGCGCCUGAUAAUGGACUUUGGCGGGGUUCUCCAUGGCGUAUGCUUCAGGUUAUGUGGGAUGAACCUGAAGUCUUGCAGAAUGCAAAGCGAGUGAGCCCCUGGGAGGUUGAACUUGUUUCCUCUGCAUUUCCCCCUAAUGCAGUAUUCCCUCCUGCAAAAAGGUUUAGAGCUGCUCAGUAUUGCGGGGUGGCAACUGAUAGAGAGGGAGACCCCUUCUUUAUGACAGGUUUGACCAAUUCAACAAUGGGACACUUGAACCAAUCAUUGUUGAGUUACAAUACUGUUCCUGCUGGCAUGCAGGGAGCCAGGCAAGAUCUAUCUUCUGUAUCAAGUCUCUCCAACUUUGAAAUUGGUAAUUCUCAUCUGUAUAUUGGUAAUACAUUUGGGAAUAUGGUACCCAAGAUGAAACCUUUUAUGUCAACAGAGCCAAAUAUUGACAGUUCUCAGUCUUAUAGCUUGUCACCAGAAAGCCAGAGUAGUUUGCAUGGCUCUGGCACAGAAUUUGCUGGGACCCGGAACUGCAAUUUUGCAAAACAGGGUGCGAGUUCAAUUCAGCUAUUUGGUAAGCUCAUUCAAUUGGAACAGCCCGUUGAAAGUGGUUCUCAUGCUUUUGGGUGCACGGUAGAUGAGGGUAGUAAUGGUUGCAAUGAGACUGAAGGUGUUGACCAACCACUGGACCACUCUUUAACCAACAAAUGCUCGCUUGGCUUGAUGUCCAAUACCAAUGAGCAUUCUAGGCAGUAGAAGCAAGUUAACUAUAGUAGUUAUGCCCUGUUCCGCACAUAUUAGUAUAGCUAUACAGGUAUAGUUUAUGUCUUUAUGUUUAAAUGGGUUGAACUCGUCAUUAGUACAAGAUCUUAUGAUGUGUGAAACAUUUGGAAAGUGCCUUUCAAUUGAGAAAGUGACGUGAAUUGUGAGAAUGCUUAUGAGGUUCGUUUACUUUGUU